AACAAGCUAAACGGAAACUGUCGUAAUUUCCGACUGGGUGAAUAGACUAAGCUUCCCGGCUUAUCCAAGAUGGCAGCAGCGAUGGAUGUUGACACACCAAGCGGUACUAACAGUGGAGCUAGCAAGAAGCGCUUCGAAGUCAAAAAGUGGAAUGCUGUUGCGCUGUGGGCCUGGGACAUAGUGGUGGAUAAUUGUGCCAUCUGUAGGAACCACAUCAUGGAUCUCUGUAUAGAGUGUCAGGCCAACCAGGCGUCUGCGACGUCGGAAGAGUGUACCGUAGCCUGGGGUGUCUGCAAUCAUGCCUUUCAUUUUCACUGUAUUUCACGCUGGCUGAAAACCAGACAGGUGUGUCCUCUGGACAACAGAGAGUGGGAGUUCCAGAAAUAUGGACACUAGCCAUCGUACUGUUGACCCGGUUCCCCGCAAGCGUCGGCCUCCCUGCCUUUAUAUCCCUCCCUGCUUAUCAGACUAGAUGUUGUUUCCCACAGAUUUGUUUUGGAUUGUUUUGCGAGCUCCUAAAUAAAGAGCAAUGUUAUCACAAA
Gambusia affinis (western mosquitofish) is the source of this 542-nucleotide messenger RNA. RefSeq names its product ring-box 1, E3 ubiquitin protein ligase (gene rbx1). Gene Ontology annotation, cellular component: cullin-RING ubiquitin ligase complex; nucleus. The transcript has 5 exons. Gene Ontology annotation, molecular function: cullin family protein binding; ubiquitin protein ligase activity; zinc ion binding. NCBI's taxonomy places the organism in Eukaryota, Metazoa, Chordata, Actinopteri, Cyprinodontiformes, Poeciliidae. Bases 70 to 396 code for a protein of 108 amino acids. The record is from RefSeq and is a predicted model, not a curated record. Gene Ontology annotation, biological process: ubiquitin-dependent protein catabolic process; protein ubiquitination.